AAUACUCGCCUAUAUAUACCACUGCACCACUUGUCAGGGUCAGCUGUGACGGAGAACUAUAGAAAAUGGCUGGACUGAGACUAUAUACACAGGUGGUGCUGGUGUCUGCGAUGCUGAUGGUGUCGGCCUUAAUGCUGGCACAGCCUGCAGACGCCGCUGCUGUGGGCGCAGCCCAUGCUAAGGCGUUGCCGCCGUCUGUGGUGGAUGAGGAUGCCCUAAUUGACAUCGAUUUGUCGGGCGCCGUGGACGGCUUAAGUGGCCUCACUCACCAUCUUCUCGGUACGGGCAUCGUCGGCGUGAACACGCGCAAUGGGAAAGCUCCGGCAGGUCGCUCCCCUCACAGUUCUAUCAACAAGCGUCACUCCUAAUCGAAGAAAUGACAUUAGCAUUUUUGCACGCCAGCCAGCGUGUGUAACAAGGUUAUGAAUAAA
Messenger RNA from Schistocerca gregaria, 431 nucleotides. RefSeq lists its product as uncharacterized. The transcript is spliced from 2 exons. Bases 66 to 368 code for a protein of 100 amino acids. The record is from RefSeq and is a predicted model, not a curated record. Lineage: Eukaryota; Metazoa; Arthropoda; Insecta; Orthoptera; Acrididae.